GGAGGAGUCGGAGACUCCGAGAGUUUGAGUGGGCGACAGAGGAACAAACAGCGUGAAUGUUUCAAGACGUGCGUGCAUCAAACGGGGAUUUUAGCAGCAUUUCGCAACUCGAAUCGUACUCUGCAUAAGCCUGUCGGACGGCGCGGGUGGGGGGGGAAAACAUUUGUGUUGCCGCUUUAAAAAAAAGUUUGUAGAAGUUGAAGUCCGAGCUGAGUGCAGACAGACGAGUCGGUGGUCGACAGCUGCCUUUGCAGGGAUGUCGCAGAAAGAGAGACCCAAGUUUUACCCGCAGGAAGUCAACAAGGCGAUAUGGGAAGUCCCGGAGCGCUACCAGAACCUCUCGCCAGUCGGCUCUGGUGCCUAUGGAUCCGUGUGUUCUGCUGAUGAUAUGAAGACUGGCAUGAAAGUGGCUGUGAAGAAGCUCUCCAGGCCGUUCCAGUCCCUCAUCCAUGCUAAGCGCACUUACAGAGAGCUGCGGUUGCUGAAGCACAUGACACAUGAAAAUGUGAUCGGCCUCUUUGAUGUUUUCAGCCCCGCUACCAGUUUGAAGGAGUUCACAGAUGUGUACCUGGUGACUCACUUAAUGGGUGCUGAUCUCAACAACAUAGUGAAAUGUCAAAAACUCACAGAUGACCACGUUCAGUUCCUCAUAUACCAGAUCCUUCGAGGGUUAAAGUACAUCCACUCAGCUGACAUCAUUCACAGAGAUCUGAAACCAAGCAACCUUGCAGUAAAUGAGGACUGCGAGCUGAAGAUUUUGGACUUUGGCUUGGCACGGCACACAAACGACGAGAUGACUGGCUACGUGGCCACCCGUUGGUACCGCGCUCCAGAGAUCAUGUUGAACUGGAUGCAUUACAACAUGACAGUGGAUAUUUGGUCGGUGGGGUGUAUAAUGGCAGAACUUCUCACUGGAAGAACUUUGUUCCCUGGAACUGACCACAUUGAUCAGUUGAAGCUAAUCAUGCUGCUCGUCGGAACACCAGGGCCUGAGCUCUUGAUGAAAAUUUCUUCAGAUUGUGCGAGGAACUACAUCAGCUCCUUGCCACACAUGCCCAAGAGGAAUUUUGCUGAUGUGUUUAUUGGCGCCAACCCGCAAGCUGUUGACCUUCUUGAGAAAAUGCUGGUUCUGGAUACCGACAAGCGUAUAACAGCUGCUGAGGCUUUGGCCCACCCUUACUUCACUCAGUACCACGAUCCGGAUGACGAGCCAGAGGCGGAGCCGUACGACCAGAGCUUUGAGAGCCGUGACCUACCCAUUGAAGAGUGGAAACGAUUAACCUAUGAGGAAAUGUGCAGUUUUGAGCCACGGAUCUUUGAUGAGGAUGACAUGGAAUAACGCAGUGCCUCCUUACCAGCACACCGACAGCAUCUGACAAUUUGAACAUUUGCAUUAGUGUUAUACUCUCAGACACACAGUGCCAGCCAGCAUGUUAUUACUCUUUAACUAUCGGAAGGAAACAUCGAACCACUAUUUAUGAUGUCGCUUCUUGACAUCAUAUAAAGUCAUUUAAUUUUCAUCUCGUCCCUGUUGGUUGAUUUUGAUUUUGACAUAUCACUGUGACACCUAGAUGCUGAAAAACCUGGACCUAUACAGCUGUGCUAUUUUGUUUUAAGAUUUUUGUGAAUACAGUAAGUAAGCAUUUGUGUCUAUAGCAGUAAAAAGUGCAAAAGCUAAUCUGCCAGGGUUCCUACAAUAACUGAAUACAUGGUAAGCGUGUUACAUUAUACCAUAAAUAUUUUACCAAAUUUUAAAUACAACCGUUGUUUCCAAAUUUGUAAGCCAUGUUUUCCUAAUUUUACAAUUCAACACAUUUUCCCAGUAAAGGGCUUCACGUAAUAUUUGUAUUCUUUCGAUAAUAUAUAUAUAUUCUGCUUUUGUAGGUAGGGUGCACAACAAGGCACCCAUUAUAGAAAGGUAUUCCAGACUGCAUACUCUGCUGAAGAAUGUGCACAUGUGCCAUAUUUAAAGUUAUUUUUGUUUUUACGAUUUUCUGUCAAAAAUUGUAUUUGUCUGCAAUGUUGUGUGUUAGCGGUUUACUGGUAUUUUUAAGUGUCACGCUCCAAUAGAAAUACUGCUUAAAUGUGUUUAAAGAGCUAUUUCAGAUCUAUUUAUACGUUGCGGAGGGUGUAUUUAUGAAUUGCAAAUGAGAAAUCCCAUAAACUAUUUUCAGUCCAAAAAGUGAAACUACUCCUGAGUAAAUUGUUAAGCAAAAUAAAAACUGUUUUCGAAGAC
This is a messenger RNA of Entelurus aequoreus (snake pipefish), 2236 nucleotides long. It is a transcript of the gene mapk14a, whose product is annotated as mitogen-activated protein kinase 14a. Gene Ontology annotation, cellular component: cytoplasm; nucleus. Lineage: Eukaryota; Metazoa; Chordata; Actinopteri; Syngnathiformes; Syngnathidae. The coding region runs from base 257 to 1339 and encodes 360 amino acids. The record is from RefSeq and is a predicted model, not a curated record. Gene Ontology annotation, molecular function: MAP kinase activity; ATP binding. The transcript has 12 exons. Gene Ontology annotation, biological process: protein phosphorylation; intracellular signal transduction.